AUGAUGCACUCUAUCGAAUGAUCAAUUUAUGGGUUUUUAGUAGUGAGCUUAACUGUUGAGAGUAUUUUGUGUAUUAUUAAAUAUUUCGACAUUAACUUGACAAUCAUGGAUGUCCAAAAACAGAAUCAAUCAAAUGAUGAUGAAAAUAUUCAAAAACGUUUGGAUCGAAUUAAAAUUAAUGUGAAAAGUUAUCCCGAUUUUCCAAAAUCGGGUAUUAUAUUUCGAGAUAUUUUCCCUUUAUUUCAGGAUCCCAAUCUUAUUGACGAUGUAUUAUACAUUCUUAAACAUCAUAUUAAAAACAAUGUCAAAAAUUAUGACACUAUUAUUGGACUUGAAUCUCGUGGAUUUCUUUUUGGUCCAUUAUUAGCCUAUGAACUUCGGGUACCUUUUGUACCGAUACGAAAAGCGGGAAAACUGCCAGGUAAAGUGGAAUCGAUAGCCUAUAAUUUGGAAUAUGGUUCGGAUAAAUUUGAAAUACAGAUUGAUUCGGUGAAACCGAAUUCAAAUUGUAUCAUUAUCGAUGAUUUACUUGCAACCGGUGGUUCAGCAAAUUCGGCCGUCAAAUUAAUUAAAAAAUGUGGUGCAAACGUUGUCAAUGUUAUUGUUUUGAUUGAAUUGAUCGAUCUAAAAGGUCGGCUACAAUAUCCAGAGCCAACAUUUUCGUUGGUAAAAUUUUGAAUAUUUUUUUGAAUCUCAAUUAAAAUGAAUUUUUCUAAAAAUUUUUAUUCGAA
Molecule: messenger RNA, 731 nt
Organism: Dermatophagoides pteronyssinus (European house dust mite)
Lineage: Eukaryota; Metazoa; Arthropoda; Arachnida; Sarcoptiformes; Pyroglyphidae
Gene: Aprt
Product: adenine phosphoribosyltransferase
Biological process (GO): AMP salvage; adenine salvage
Cellular component (GO): cytoplasm
Molecular function (GO): adenine phosphoribosyltransferase activity; adenine binding; AMP binding
Source: RefSeq, a predicted model, not a curated record